Aricia agestis (brown argus) is the source of this 12723-nucleotide messenger RNA. RefSeq lists its product as uncharacterized. Gene Ontology annotation, cellular component: nucleus. The transcript has 23 exons. The record is from RefSeq and is a predicted model, not a curated record. The coding region runs from base 177 to 12707 and encodes 4176 amino acids. Gene Ontology annotation, molecular function: ATP binding; DNA binding; ATP-dependent chromatin remodeler activity. Lineage: Eukaryota; Metazoa; Arthropoda; Insecta; Lepidoptera; Lycaenidae.
AUGUAAAAAUAUGGCAGCGCAAAAUGUUCUCAAAUAAAAUGAGAAAUGUAUUCCCGGUUAUACGUUAAAUGCUGUUUAUAAGUGUUCGUUCAAAGUGUAGUCUUUGCAGAUGUGUUUUGCUUUGCAUAGUAUGAGUUUUUCUUUUAUACUUAAACUUAUAAUCUUUUUUUUCGAAAAUGUCAAAACAGGGUAACAUAGAAACAAAUAAUAUUUGUGCGACCGAGGACAUAUUUGAGCAGUUUGCAGCUCAAGAAUAUGAAUCUGGCGAUUUCAUCACGCUCUCAGAACUCGUCCCUUCUUCUUACGCCAGUAAUGAGGUGAUGGACACGAUAAUUAUGGAACUGCCGAGUGGUGGAACGCAGGACCAUAGUGUGAUGGAUAUGGAUAAUAUACCGUUUACUGCCGAUGAUCAACAACUAAAUGUACAGGAAAUUAACUCAUUUCCGAGCGUUGACUCGGUGGCCCACAGUGUGAUGGAUAAUGUUUCAUUUGCUAAUGAUGACCAACAAGUAGGUGCACAAGAAAUACACUCGGAAUUGCCAAAUAAAACUUACGUAGUAUACAAUAGUAGUGAAACUAAUGUAGAACCACCUAAGAAGGCUACAAAUAAAAGAGGGAGGAAGAAAAAAUCGGAUGUAGCGGCGCAAAAAAAUACAGCACCCCAAGAUAAUUCGGACUUAAAUUACGAUAUGGUUAUCGGUGAAGACGAUUUUUUGGACCCUGUACCUCCCACUCCUACGAGAAGGGGAGUUAAAUCUUUAAAAACUUCAGUUGUCAAAGCUCCCACACCAAAGGCGUCUCCAAAACCAACAUCACCAAAACAAGGUGAGCCUCCAAAAAAACCCAGAGGCAGACCACCAAAAAUUGCACAGCCCGAACUUACAACAUCUACAGUAGAAACUAAAAGGAAGUAUGGAAGAAAAAGGAAAUCUGAUUCUGAUACAUUAGCCCUUUUAACAAGUACAAUAGAAACAAAACAGAAUAAUGAACUGAAACAUGACCCUAAUAUGCAUGGCAUAGUUCUUAAUAAUGAUAAUGAUAAUUGUGACAUAACAUCAUCAAGUAAUGUAGAUAUAAAAAGUGAUGAAUUUCUUGAUAAUGUUGUAAAAGAAGUUAUUGUGACUAAUGAAGAGACGAAAGUAGUCGAUAACAAUGUCAAUGAUGCACCAGAUAUGUGUAGUGAAAUUGUAGGUGAGGUGGAAAUCAUGACCAGUGGUAAUGAUGACGAUAACAUACCACUCGGCCAAUUGAGUAAAGUAAUAAAUAAACCUGUUCCCAAGGUACCAACAAAUGAUUAUGCAUACAAUAAAUCUAUUGAUGAAAAAACUGAUGCAAAACAAUUUUGCACAACAAAAGUUAAAAAAGGAAGGCCAAAGAAAAAAGCAAUGAAUGUCGAAGAUGAUGGAAUGGAUGAUGUAUGCUUAAGUAAAUUGAAAAAAAGUUUUAAUGAGCCUGUUAAAGAAAACGAAACCAUUGUUAAUGAGCAACAUCCAGAUAUAACUACGACCGUUCAAGAAAAUGUUGAAAUGGAUACAGCAACUCCUUCGAUUGAUUCUCAAGUAGAUGUUAGUGGGGAAACAUCUAAAAGACCUGUACGCAGGAGAGCUAAGAAAAUUUUACAUUACGAGCAAGAUUCUGAUGAAGAUCCCUUUGCCAAUGUUGAACUAUCGGACGAUGAACCGAGUUCAGGGAAAAAAGGUAGUAGAUAUCAUUCUGACGAUGAAUAUAUACCCGGAAUGGAAAAUGGUGAUAAACCUGACAAAUUAUCAGACAGUGAGGCUGAAGAUGAUUUUGAAUUUAUAAGAAAACUAAAGAAGAGGAAACUAAGUAAAAGCCCUAAGAAAAAGAUAAUUGAAGAAACUGUGUCUGCAAAAGCUGACGAGUUAGAUGAUGAUAUUGAAGGUUGUAUUGAAACAUCAGUCAUAAAACUGACUGAAGGCGAACAAUCCAGCUGGGGCACAACAAAAGAAUUUGAGAAUUUCUUGGCUAACAAGGUCGGUUCUGAUGUAUUUAUAAAGAAAUCUAAAUCCUCAAAAUCACAGAUAGCACCCUUAGAAAUUCCUGUUUUAGAUCCUAAUGAGCCAAAGACAAAAGUGGAGGCAUCGUCUCAAACAAAUGUUGUGCAUACUAAAAACUCUUUUUCGCAAACAGAAACACAAAAUGAUUUGUCAAUUAAAGAACAAGUGAAGCUUACACCUGUACAAUCAGAAAAGGCAUGUGAGUUUUUAUCUAACAUAGUAAGAACAACUGCAGAACUAGGACAACUCAUGACACAAAAGUCUGAAGAUUUUAUUGAGAAAAAAAUUAAUACUACACAUGUUACUGACACAUUAAAAAUGGACUAUUGUGUUAAAAAAUCAUUCCUAUUAUUUAAACUGGCCAAACACAAUCUCAUACAAAUGGAGGAGGACCUCGCAAGGCAAUAUGAGGACUUUUUAAACAGUCAAAAAUUGUCACAGUAUAGAGAAAAGAAAAAAGUUAUUGAAGCCAAAGUUAAGAAUGAGAGUGACAGUGAUUGUGAGAUUGUAGAGAUUUUAUCCGAUGCUAAGAAACCUUCCAAAAAGAAAGAAGAAAAAUCUACAUUUAAUCCCAAAACUGUGUUCCUGAAUAAGGAAUUGUCAAUUAAAAUUGCCAAAAAACAAACACCAUCUCUUUCCACAGAGACUAAGUCUGCUAAAAGUAUGAACAUCAAGGGAAGACAUACAGUUUGGAUAAAUGAUUCAAUAAUGGUAAAAAAAGUUAAACCCAAUCAGUCUUUUUUAGCCCAGGACAGCCGAAAUAAAAAACCACCUGAUUCACAAUUCAUCACAUUAAAAAUGGUAAAUGAUUUUUUUAAAUCAUACUAUAGACAGAAAGUUCUGUCUACAUGUGCCCCUUUUAUGGAAUGCAAUUGGUUUACAUCGAACAAGUCAUACUGUUGCUAUUAUUCAACUGAUCUUGUUCCUGCCACAAGUUCUAAAUGCACUCUGAUAGCCAACAACACUCCAAUUGUUGGAAUUCCAGAAUCCUCAACUCAUAUAAAAAUUCCUAAACCUCUUCAAACUCUUUGUGUUGUAGUACUAAAAAAACUUAUUAACUUGAAUAACAAAUUGGAUGUAAGAAAAGUGUUAAACCAAUCUGACUCUGGAGAUACUAUUAAUUGCAUAAACAACACAGAUUGUAGUGAGCCAUGCAUUCCAAAUAGUAUUAAUUACGAUGAUAAAAAUAUUGACGAUGAAAUCUCAAGCAAAGACCUGAAGAAUGAUGAUGCCGAAAGUCAAAUAAAUAAUAAAAAACUAAAGACUUUAUCCAUACUUUGCUUGCAAGUAUUACAAAAGCAUAUUUAUUGGCAGACAGAUCUAUUUUGUAAUAAUGGAGAUACCUUAGAAAACUUUGUUUGUGAAGAUAGCAUUUGUGAUGAAAAAAUUAAUACUUAUAAUGUGUCACAAAAAUUUAAUAGCAAUGUCAAGUCUUUAAGUACACUUUGCUUGCAAGAAUUACAAAAUACAAUUCCAUAUGAAUCUACUAUGACAAAAGUUUCAAGUGAUACAAUCUUUGAUUGCUACAAUGACUCAAUAGAUGAUGUAUCAGAAGACCUAUGCUAUGAGGAAAAUUAUAAUAAUUAUGAAGAGAUAGAUUGCAAUCAAACUGAAAAUAUUUACCUAAAUAAUGUAAAUAGUUUAAAAACUAUUUGUCAUAGAAAAAUUGUAGAGUUAAUAUUUAAAUACCCAGAAAUUUUGGUAACACACCUAGAACCCACUAUAAUUAACUCCUAUACUCUGAGGCCAGUCAACGAGUCAAGAAAUGAAGAGGUAAAAUCACUAUUUGCACUUUGUACAAGAUACAUACAAAAUAUCCAAUAUGUAUACAACAAACAGCAAACAAGGGUCAACAAUUUUAGAUCACACUAUGAACCUACUAUAAUUAACUCCUAUACUCUGAGGCUAGUCAAUGAGUCAAGAAAUGAAGUAAAAUCAUUAUUUUCACUUUGUACAAGAUACCUACAAAACAUCCAACUUCUUUACAGCAAACAGGAAAUAAAGGUCAGAAAUAUUUCAUCCUACACUCCAAAAUCUCUAUCUAGCUUAGCUCUGAGGUCUUUGAGGAAAAAAAUUAUGCAGGAGCCAAACAGUAUUAACCAAAAAAGAAGAAAAAAACCUCAAGUCCAGACACUAUCCAGAUUGUGCUUCAAAUUCAUUUCAUCAAUAUUGUAUAAGGAGGAAUUUAGUAUUUUAAACAAGAAGAAAAAUAUUUCGCAUUAUAAACACUCAACAGUACUUUCACUAAAGAAAUUAUGUUUGGAAAAAGUUACAAACUUUAUGGGACUACCAUGCGUAAAUGCUGAUUUAGAAAGAAAUUCCAAUGGUCUAUCUAUUACUAUAAAUAAAAUAAAUACAGUAAGUGAAGAGUUCUUCAACAAUGAAUAUGACAGUUAUGAUGAGGAUGGAGCUUAUGACAAUACAUAUCUUGGUGUAGAAAACGAUGAAGAGUCUCAUUGUGAAAUUGAAAAUAAUUAUGCUGAUUGGGAUAAUGACGAAAACAUCCCGAAUGAAGAUACUGAAUGGGCUAGUCACAUACAAAUGGGUGACCUUCGGACUUGUGGUGACGCAAGAAAGAAUAUAGAAAAUCAUGUAAAUAGUACUUCUCACGAGGAAGCAAUGUCUAUAAAUCCUCUAGAACCGAGUAUUUUAUCAAAUAUCAAACAAGAGCCAUGUGAAGAUGCUCACUACAUGCCAAAUGUAAUGACGAUUAUUAAAAAUGAACCUGAUCUAGAUGAAGCCCAUCUUAAUGACACGGAGCCAUUGCAUCGAAUAACAAAAACUGAACAUUCAUUUCUCGAGAGUACUGAAAAUAACGAACCACUCUUACUAAGCAGUUACGAUGUAAACACUUUUGAAAAAUUUGUUUCGUCAAAUAAAUUAAUGUAUUCAUUGGCCGACGGUGGCAGUCAAGACGAGGAAGAACGGCACGGCCAAGGUUUUCCCCGAUUCCGCAGACAGUAUGAACCGGAUCUUGAUGGUGACGAGGAUAAUUUUGAUAAUUUAGGUUUGCUCGUACCACAAACUGUAGAGCAAGCUAAGGACAGGUUAAUGAAUAGUAGCUCUGACGAGGAAGGCAAAUCGAAGAAAAAUGACAAAAGAAAAAACCUAAAAAAGAGAGGAAGGCCAAAAAAGGUGACUAAAGAAAUAGUACCAAUAAAAAGUAAAAAUGAGGAUGAUGUUGCCACUUUAACUAAAAAAAUGAAAGAAAGACUCCGACAAGAGGAUAACCAAGAAAAUGAAUCUGAAGAAGAUGAAAUUCCUCUUAUUUUAAGAAAGGAUAAAUCUAAAAAGAUAUCAAAUACGAAUAAAGUAGUUGAUAAAGUUGAAACAAGUAAUCAAAAUACCAUUGUCGAAAAAGAAAAAGAUAAAGAUUCACAAUCCACAAGUUACGAAAUACAAUGCAACAAUAUAGAUUCUACUGAAAAUGUAGAAACAAUGGACGAAAAAAAUGUAGAAACAAUGGACGAAAAAAAUGUAAGGAGAAGUCUUAGAAAAAAUAGCAAAUUGCAUCAAAGAAGUGAUGAAGUUUCUAAUGAUGACUCCAGUUCCAUAAAUACCGGCGUAUCAGAAGAUGUAGAAAGCUCCCAUUGUGAGGAAUCAAAGGAACAGGAAAACCCUAAGAUGAAUAGCAAUAGUAAUUUGGAUUUAAGAAGAAGUCUAAGAAAAAGUAAAGUCGGGAAGGAAGAUCCAAAAAGCGAAACACUUAGUGAUAAAUGUGAUGAAUCCACUUUCAAUAGCAAUGAUGUACCAGAAGCCAUUGAAAGUUCAAGAAUCGAGGAGCAAAAUAAUGAACAGUCUGAACCAGAAAGUUACACAGAUGCGGUGGAUAUGAAUGAACCUAUCGAACUACUUGAAUGUGAACCAACUUUGCCACUUUUAGACUCACAGGCUGAUACGAAUCGGAAAGCAAAGGUAAAGAAAACCCAGAAAGGUAUUGACGAUACUUCAGCAUCUGACAAAGGCAAAGGAAUAGUAAUUCGCAAUGGUUGGGAGUGCUACCCUAUGGAUCGCUCGGACGCGAAAUUAUAUAACUAUGCAAGUGUUAGCCUAGAAAAACUGCCAGAAUCAUUUGUCGAAACAUAUUUCAAGUAUAUAAACUUAGAUAAGGACAAAGAUGAAGAUGAUAUUGAAAUAGAUAGGUUGACAAAUCUGCAAUCAUUAAAUAGAGAGAAGGUUAAAAGCAAGGAAGUGACCCGUCGUUCCAAGACGAAGAAAACUUUGUCCAGUGAUCCUUCAGAAGCGGUGACUAACAUUAAGCUCGAACUUGAAGCGGAAAACGCGGACGAGUUGACGGCAUCAGAGGAUGAAAUUGAUAAUACCGAUGAAAUGCUACCACCAGUACAAGAGAAUGAUGCCGAAAAUUAUUUAGCAAAAAGCUUGCUUAUGGGUGAUAAUGACAGCGAAACCGAAGAGGCGAAAGGUCCCAAAACCCCCGAGGAAAGUAAAGAAAAACGCAGGCCCGGGCCAAAGUCGAAAACUAGAGUUAAGACUCCAACCAGUAAUGUCAAGAAAGAAGACGGUGAUAUCCUCUUAACAGCAGAUAGAAUGAUGAAUUCGGAGCUCGCUUUACUUCACGCGCCUGUUACCAGUCUAACAGAUCAAAUGAUUAAAGAAGACAAAGAUUUCACAAAGAAAAAUAAACAGCAUAAAAAUAAGACAAGUUCUAAAAGUCAUACAACGACUGUUCACAUCAGGAAGGAUGAUGAUUCUUCCUCUGAAGAGGAGAAACAAUGGGUGACUACCAAGGAGAAACUAUUGAGACGAUUGGAGAAAAAGCAAGAAAAUCACAUAGACGACGCCAAACGCGCUAAGAUUGUUAGCGAAUAUAUAGAGAAACGACGCGAGGACGGUCCGGUCAGUCAGAACGUGCUGCGCCGACCGCGCCGAGGACGGUCCAAGAGGGACAGAAGGAAGCUGCUGGAACGACGGAAACAGAUGAAAGUUCUAUCUCGCGAGCUAUGCGGUGAGGAUGGGUCGUCGUCCAAGAGAUACUCAUAUUCAUAUGGCAAAGGACGUCGAAAUAUUAGAAAGGUUAUAGACAAAAAAUCACUAGCUCGGAAUACAGUGCUAGCUAACAUUGAGGAAUUCGAACGCAAGAGAAGACUGUCCAUGCGAGAGGCUCAAUUGAAAGAGACGUUAGGGUUUGAGGAAGACGUGAACGUGGUUGUGAUAAACGACGAGCUAUGCCUGGAGUACGACUUCGAUAACAACCAGCCCGCCGUCACCGUGCAUCCGUUCUUCACUAAAGUCAUGAAGGCGCAUCAGUACGAAGGUGUGAAGUUCAUGUGGGAUGCUUGCUUUGAGACAGUUGAGACUGUGCAAAAUGGCGGCACCGGGGGCGGCUGCAUCCUAGCACAUUGCAUGGGGCUCGGCAAGACGCUGCAAGUUCUGGCUCUACUGCAUACGGUGUUAACUCACCCGGGCGUGGCGAUGCAGAGGGUGCUGGUGUGCUGCCCGCUGUCCACCGUGCUCAACUGGGUGGACGAGAUACAUAAGUGGAUUGGACCCGUCACCAAUCAGAUCAAGCAACGUAAGAUAAGACGGAAGCUACAGGUGUUCGAGCUAUCCAAGCUAAAGAAGACCUAUGAACGAGCAUACCAGCUAGAGGACUGGUACAACGGAGGAGGCAUCUUUAUUAUAGGCUACGAGCUGUUCAGAUCUCUGUCCACCCUUGAUCCAGUGCUCGAUGACGUCAGACCGACCAUCGUGAACAAGAUUAGGACGGCAUUACUGGACCCAGGUCCGGAUAUAAUCAUCUGCGACGAGGGGCACCUUCUCAAGAACGAUAUGUCGGUGCUGGCCGUUGCUAUGAGCAGAGUUGUCACCAAACGAAGGAUAGUACUGACUGGGACGCCCAUGCAAAAUAAUCUAAGGGAAUACUACUGCAUGGUGAAUUUUAUUAAACCUAACCUGCUUGGGACCUACUCGGAGUAUUCUAAUAGAUUUGAGAAUCCCAUCAUGAACGGUCAACAUCGCGACUCCAUGGAGGAAGACAUUAAACUGAUGAAGCAGAGAACUCACAUCCUUCACAAGGUUUUAGAAGGAUGCCUGCAAAGACAAGAGGCUUCUGUACUGUACCCGUACUUGCCCAAGAAAUACGAGUAUACAGUCUUCAUAUCACUCACUCCGUGCCAAUGGGAUCUUUACAAGCACUAUAUAUCGCAAACUAGAGGGAUGUGUAAAGGGAACAAGCAUAAUGUACUGAAGGAUUUUCAUGUACUGCAAAAGAUAUGGAGCCACCCCCAAGUGUUGCAUCAUUUCCAGACGAAAGGACGAGACGAGGAGAAACUUAAAGCCGAGAAGAUAGAAGACGAACUCCUCCGCGACGACCUGGCCGCGUCUGAGGACAUCAAGCCCACGCCGACGGACGUGUGGUGGCUGCAGUACCUGGAAGGCGGGACCAUGCUGGACGACCUGGACAGCUCCAACAAGUUCCUCGUCGUAUUCCGACUGCUGGACGAGUGUGUGGCGCUGGGGGACAAAGUGUUGAUAUUCUCCACGUCGCUGUACGCGCUCGACGCUCUGGAAUACUUCCUGCGGCGGAUCAACGGCUGGUCGCUCGGACAUGACUACUACCGACUCGACGGCUCCGUCCCCGCCGAGGUGCGACAGAAGUGGUGCAGAGAGUUCAACGAUGAGAGUAACACGCAUACUAAAUUGUUCCUGAUCUCAACUCGCGCGGGCUGCCUCGGCCUCAACAUGACGGCGGCGAACCGCGUCAUAAUACUGGACACGUCGUGGAACCCCGCGCACGACAUACAGAGCAUCUUCCGCGUCUACCGCUUCGGCCAGAAGAAGGACUGCUUCAUAUACCGCCUGGUGGCGCUGGGCACAAUGGAGCAGAAAAUGUACGAGCGGUCGGUGACGAAGCAGGCGGUGGCGUGCCGCGUCGUCGACGAGCAGCAGAUAGACCGGCACUACAACAUGGCCGAGCUCAGCGAGCUCUACAACUACGACGAGGAAGGCCUAUCCGUGGACGCGGGUCUCGCGGCGGGCGUGCGCGACGCGGCGCUGCUGCGCGUGGCGGCGGCGCUGCAGGGGCGGGCGGGCGCGCUGCACGCCGUCCGCGAGCACGACUCGCUGCUGCGCGACACCGACGCCCGUCUGCCGGAGCACGAGCGCGCCGCCGCCUGGCAGCAGUUCCAGCAGGAGCACGCCGGUAACGAGGAGCAACCUUUAGUUAAAAUACCAAAGAAAGUCAAACUAAAAAUUAACGAAACAAAAGAAGCGCCUCCUAACCCAACCGAGAGUAUAGCAGACUCGAAACCGUCUCGAAAACGAGGCAGGCCGCGGAAAUUCUCCCCCGACAGGAGCGAGCCGUCUACUAGCAAACCGAACUUUAGUGUAACGCAGGAGAUUAUAGUCGAUAAAAUUAGGGAGCUACUCGUCCAGCAUAACGCUAUGCACGCGACGCAGGCUGACAUCGCCAGAAUGAUCGGAGACGUCAGGCAAUAUAUCGUCGAUCCGACUAGCGAUAUCGGCUCCAAUCCCCUGGUAAAAGAGAUAGCAGAUGUGCUCCUCCGACAAAACAUACCGCCUUUGACCGAUUGUAUAGAGUUGACAACUACAGACGAACCCGAAAUGAUACUAGGCGAUUCUGACACGAGGAAUCUAGAUGAUAAUGUCCAGACGCUCUCCGAUAGCGAAGCUACACUGAGCGACACAGAAUUCGAAGAAAAGAAACGGAAGAAGUCAAAGACGGAUGACGACUACGUCCCCCCGCUGUAUUACAAAAUGGAUGAACCGUUUGUAUGCGGAAAAAGUAAGGGCAGAGGUCGACCGAGGAAGAACUUUGAGAAAACACCGCCGGAAAAGACUAGGACGACGCCGCGGAAUAAAGACGCCACAGUCAACAACACAGUCAAUGUACAAACUGGUGACUACAGUGAGCUAGCCGGGGUACAUACUAUUGAUGAUGGUAUCAAUGAGGACACUAUAGAUAUCAGUGACGAUGACUCUGUAGAACAAACGCCCGCUCCUAAUAGCCGAAAAACAACAAAAAAAGCGACGAAAACGCCCGAAGCAACAAAGAAACCAUCUGAAACGAAUGAGCUGCCCAGCGAUAUAUUGCUGCCAACAAAAACUGCUGCUGAAACCAUUCCGCUGCCAAAAUCGCUGCUCGUAGAUAAGAAGUUUAUCAAAAUCGUGGCACAUAUGUAUGUAUCGAGCAGUCCCAUUCUGGAUGAAGAUGCUGCGACGCGCGCGGCCGAGUACAGCACUGCGAAGGCUUUAAGAGAAUUGAACGAAACGGGAGAGAAAAUCGUCAGUGGAAACCUACACGAAAUAGCACUAAAGGUGUAUGGACCUGAAGCAUUGAAGAGAUUAAACUUACGAGAAGACUUCGAAACCAAGUCAAAGUCAUAUGAAGUUACUGCCAGUUAUAACGAUAAUAGUAGUAGUAGCCAAUCAAGUGGAAGUAAGAAAAAGCCAGCAAUUCUAAAGAAAAAGACACAGAAACCGUCAAAAACACAAGAAGAAGCACCCUCGAUUGUUGCAGAGUCAAAUAAAACCCACAUAAUUCUGGAGCCCGAACAAGAAAUUCCUCAGCCAAUGCUUGCUCAACGACCGUUAAAAACGGUUGCCAUUACGCCCUUGACUAAUAAUAGCUUUGAUUUCAAAGUUACAUCAGGGCCAAGUAAUAAUCACACAGAGGUGUACCAAGUUCCUACGUCUACCCCCUGUAUUGUACCUACUGCAGUGAGAGAAGAAAUUAUACCUGCGUCAGCACCUAGUACGGAGAGAGUUGUGCCUGUGGGAAUGUUCACGGGCGCAGGCACCAUAGCAGUGCCGAGUUCGAGGGAGGAAUCUAUUUUACCGGACGAUGACGACAUAAUGGUGAUACCACUCGACCCACCGUUGUCGGCCGGGCCCUCGAAACCACUAGAUGACUUAUCGAUCCCAAGACAGCAAGACAAAGUGCUCCAACCGCAACAAUUCCUUAUAAGCACAGGCCCACCGUCGAGUGAUGGCCCCACGCUCGCUUAUUCUACGCCAACUGAGCCCACGGCCAACCCAGCGCCAGCUAACUCGACGCUCGCUAAUCCACAUCUUGUUUCAAUGCUAGCUAAUCCGACGCCAGCUAAUCCGCCGCCAGCCAACCCGACGCCAGCAAAUCCAGCGCAACCCAAUCCAGCGCUAGCUAAUUCUAUAGUACCUAUCAUGGUAACCGACCCGCCCGUAGCUAAGACUAAACUACGAACACAAUCUAAGUCGUUGCCCAAAGACGCAAACAACAAAACGGAAAUCUCGAAGGUACUACCGCAGCUGCCCCCAACAGCUAAGGGUAAACGUACUUACCUGAUCAAGACGGCGGACCUAGAGGCGGCCUUAUCUAAGUACCCCGAAGGCCAAGGACCGACUAUACACUUGGACAGUGGCAAAGUUAUGGUCCCGGUGCAAUUCAUAAAGCAGGCAAAAAAUCAAGGCGACGGUGGAAACUUACUCAUAACCAAGGUGCCCACUAGCAACCAGAACGUUUUCGUACCGCUUCCGAGCUCCAGUAAUACGAAGCAGGCCAAACCGACUACAGACACUCAAGUCGUGUACGAUUCGAUUUGUCUCGAUAGUGACGAAGAGGACACUGGCCCGCCUCCACCGAAAAAAACGGAAACGAUACUUGGGUCUUCGAGAUUCGACCUCUUGCAGCUAAAGAAAACCGAGCCGAAACCUAAAGAUACCAAGCAGCCGGAGAAAAAAGCGACGCUGGAUCUCUCGCAGUUCAAGAAAGCCGAGCCGAAACCUAAAGCAGAUAUCAAACAGCCGGAGAAAAAAGCGACGCCGAGUCCUGCGAAAACGGAUAAACCUAAAACUUCAAGCGAUCUGAAGCUCGCCUUCGAUAAAGAUAAGAAGAAAAUCACUUUCAUACCUUCAAAUCCGGCAGCUAAAAAACCAGAGACUCCUAAAAAGGAUACAAAAGCGGAAUCGAUUCGUCCAAACUCGAUGGUCUUUGACGACGGAGCGUCUAUCGAAUUCGUUUCUCUAUUCGAUAAUAUCACUCCCAUGACACCUGCAAAACCUACACCCCCCGCGAAACCUACACCUACCUCAAAAUCAACGACCCCUGCAAAAUCUACACCUCCAGCAAAAUCUAUACUCCUCCCAAAAUCUACACUUCCCGCAAAAUCUACAACCCCCGCAAAACCUACACCCCCCGCAAAACCUACACCCUCCGCAAAAUCUACAGUCCCCGCCAAAUCUACACUACCUGCAAAAUCUAUACCUGUUACCGACAAAAGAGCACAUGAGAAACCUAAAACAGACGCCCCAAAGUACCAACCUAAACCCAAAAGUAAGCAAACAGCGCCUCAGACAAAUCUCGGCAUGAUCGAUUUGACACACUUCGAUGUGGAAUCGAAAAAUAAUACAAGUACUAAAGUCACUAAAGGGAAAUCUAUAAGUGGUACGUCCAAGGACAUAUUUAUAACGAAUGUUGGGAAACUAUCCACAGAUAAAACGAAGAUAUUGAAUAAGGAAAUAGAUUUGACAGGAGGUGAUGUGACUAAAGUGAUAAACAUUAAACCAUCCACUAGUUCUGCUAGUUCUAGUGUGAAGAGAACCAAGAAACCGGAGAUCAGUACACCAGUAAAGAAACCAAAACUCGAAGUAAAGAGUAAACCUUCUUCAGCUCUCAAAUCUCUAAUGGAUUUAACAUUUGACGACAUUGACGACAUCGUCGAGUUAGAAUAAGAAGAAAAAAAUUAUA